Melanotaenia boesemani (Boeseman's rainbowfish) is the source of this 3467-nucleotide messenger RNA. It is a transcript of the gene aftphb, whose product is annotated as aftiphilin b. Lineage: Eukaryota; Metazoa; Chordata; Actinopteri; Atheriniformes; Melanotaeniidae. Gene Ontology annotation, biological process: intracellular transport. The coding region runs from base 471 to 2792 and encodes 773 amino acids. Gene Ontology annotation, cellular component: trans-Golgi network membrane; AP-1 adaptor complex. Gene Ontology annotation, molecular function: clathrin binding. The record is from RefSeq and is a predicted model, not a curated record. The transcript is spliced from 10 exons.
AGUCAGACCUCUUUUCUUUUUAUACGCCCUUCGAAGAAUGAUAAGAGAAGAUGGAGGGGCUGCUGCGGCUUUGACAGACAAGCAAAGUGAAUGACGGCUCGUAAAUUAAAAGCUAGUGUUGCUAACUAGAAGUUGGUUGGUUUAAAUGGGGCUUACCAUUGUUUAUUUGCAUGUGUCUGGUAGGGCGCAGUAAACAGCGGCUACAUGAGCUAAUUCUAGCUAAUCAGUUGUGAUGGUAACAAGAUAAUGAGCGCUUUGGGAUUAGCUUUGUGUUUGCAUUUUUUCCAGCAUAUUUAAAUUACCGACGUCAGCUAUCUUUGCACUAAUUAUGAUUUAUUUGCGAGCGUACACCAUUAAUUUUCAGCUAAUGUUUACAUGACUUUACUCUUCUGUUGCUGUCACCUGUCUGUCCAGGUUGAAGACACUGGAGAGAAGUCACAUGAGGCCUUCUGAUCCUGCCAGAAGAACAUAUGGAGCCAGACAUAAUGCACUUGCACUCCUCUUCACCUCCUCCACUGGAUGGAGAUGGUGAUGGCGACAUGGGAUCAGAGAUAGAAGAGUUUGGGGAUUUUUCUGUGGGGGUGUCCUGCUCCCCUGUUGGCCUAGUUGAUGCUAUAGAACCACCGGCCCUAUUCAGACCGCCCUCUCCCACCACAAAACCAGAGACCCAUCAACCUAAUUCCUGCUUUAAUCAGUCGGUGGAACAAUCGCAACAGAUGUCAACUGUGAAGUCGAAGUCAGACCAGAGACAAUUUGAUUUGGAGGGGCAAAACUUCUCUUCAGAAUCAUCUUUGCACCUCACAAAUGGGUAUGUUCAAGAAGACCGAAAAUCUGGGGCCUCUGUAGUUCAUGCCUGCUCUCCCACGGAGGAAACAGGGUUCGCGGAUUUCACUGUGUUCACAGAGCAGUUGUCACACCCCUGGUGCUGUGGCUUCACAGAGCAGUGGGAUGACAAAGCAGUAGGCUCAAGCAGCAGUGUGGGUGAAGAAACAUGUAAAACAGGACAGGAGGUUAUUAUGGAAUCUGAACCUAGAUCCCAGCAUGUAAAUAAGGCGAACAAAGACGUCUGCGUAAGGGUCAAGCACUGUGAGAAAAAAGAUGGAGCACUCAUGCAACCACCUCAGGAUCACCAUCAGCCUCAGGAAGCUGCAGCAGCUUUGAAUUUUGCAUCCGGUGAGGAGGAUCCAGGCACGCCUCGGGACACUCAGGGGGAAAGGAGGUGCAGUUGUAAUUCUUUGCAAACCUUGGAGUGGCAGGGAAAUACAGAGAAUGUCCCUCAGACAUUCACUAUGUAUGAGUCUACUUCAGAUCUAGCAUCCUUUAGUGAUGAUUUGUCAUUUGAGGGUGUUUCUGCAGAUUUGGAGCCAAAUGUUUCAUCCCUUGGUUCUCAAGAUGAUCAUACUGAUUGCGACCGGACUGAUGAUGAGCAAGAAGAACUGGGAAACUACAGACAUUCUGCAUGUCAUGUGAGCAGCAGUAUGACAAACCUCAGCUUGUCUGAGUCAGAGAAGGACUUUUAUUAUUGCAGCAACUAUGCGACUCAGGAAUCUUCUGCUACCUCCAGCCAGCCACAGUCUGGCACAAAUAAAAAAGAGAAAUCAGCAGACUUUACUGACAGUAGUAUUGAGCAUCACUUGAACCAAGAAUCUGUUCUAGGAGCUGAUGCAGGGGUGCAGAGCCUGGGAAGCCUCCCACCAAGUGACAGCUUUGCAGAUUUCUGCUCAGCACCUACACAGGAGGAUGGAGAGGGGUUGUGGGCGGAUUUCAAGGAGCAGAGUGCACAAGUAGAAGAAAAAACUUGGACACAUUUUAGAAAACCAGUCAGCAACUUGCAGACUAAGGGAGAUGAUGAGGAGGAGCAGGAGAGGGCAGAACAACAUGGAGUUACACGGAGGAACAGCUGUCAGGCGACCCUAUCCUGCCACGUCCAGCAGCUCUUCCAGUCCAGUUUUCCAGAGGUAGUGGUCCCAGCUAUGGAAGGUGAGGAGGAGCUGCUCUUCUUGAGCGUUUUACUUCAAACCCAGCACUUUCCCGAGAGUGAGGAGGUGAUGCAAGAACUCAGUCAUGCUCAGAGGAUUCAGCAGGUGAUGUUGGGGCCACACCAGGACAUCCACAGUUCAGUUGGCCUCCAGUUUCAGUGGAGUGGCUCCCAUAGUAACAUGACUCUGCUCAGGUGCCUUGGUGUGGACUCUAGGAACAUUGUCUUCAUUGGCAAGAAAAAGCAGCCAGUGACUGUGCCUGCUUAUGCAUCUAGUUUGGGAAUGCUGGAACCCAUUAAAGACUCCUUUGUGCCAGCAGUUUGUUCUCCAAAACACUCAGCUGUCACAGCACCUGGGAGCCCUCGGGAAAAACCCAACACCUCAACACAUUCAGUGCAGGAGGAGCUUCCUUCCACCCAGCUGGACUGGACCAGCCGAGGCCUUAGCAGCUCUCAGGACGCAGGCAGCUUGGAUUAUUUUGGUCCUGAGGAGGAGAGCAGCUCCAACAACAGCAGCCGAGCCACCAGUCCUCCUCCUGGAGUUGACCGUGAGCUGUAUGAAUUCACCAUUAGCAAACUGGAAUCCAGUAAUAUAAGCAGUCAUCUUGAAGACACUUUAAAUCAUCUAAUGUCCACUGCAGAACAGACAAGCAUCACUCUCAGAAAAUCUUUGUCUGAUGAAGAGCUGGGUGCAGAGGCUGGCUGGGUGAUCGCUGGGCUUCCAAACCUGUCCUUCAUGCAGGCCAAGUUCCUCAUGUUCCCAAGUGUCCUCACACCAAAACACGCUGCUCCCCAAAAUGACAAUGACAUGUAACACCUGUGGGCUUAAUCUACUACUUAUUGCACAUUUGUGUGUUGUAAAACAAAAAAACAAAAAACAAACAAACAAAAAUAAAUAAAUAAAAACAACAACAAAAAACAGUAAAGUAAGGGGAAAGCGGGAUAAGAAAAGAAGUAUCUCUUCCUGUUUUUGUCAAACUGCUUCACUUGCUGGUAAUUUUCUGCAUCUAGACUGACCUGUCAAAAAAGAUUAAGAAUAUUUGCAUUAAAGAUUUAAUGUCAAAGCCCUUUAAUCAGCCAAGUGUAGAGAUGCAGGCCUGAAUCUGCAGUGUUGUUGUGUUAUUCUUCUUAAAGUUAUAUCUUUUGGCUUUAUUUAUGCUUUAAAUCACUGUCACAUGAAUGUACUAACUUUAAAUGCUGUUUAUGAAUUUAUUUACUUGUUAUAAUUAAAAAGCAUAUCGAUUUAUGACCAUAGGUUGUUUUUGAUAAAUCUUAAACUGCAUCUAAGGCAUAUUGAAGACAUCAUGGGGUUUAUGAGUAAUUUGAGAGUUCCUGAACAUGCAAAGUGAGGAUGCAUGGGAAAUCCGUUUUGUUUUAAAACUGUCAACAGCGUUUUGAAUGCAAGUCUGUUUUGAUAAUCGGAUUAGGCAUUCCCUUAUUCAUUAUGAACCUAAAAUAGUUAAUGGUGCGAAACAGUUACAUUUGAUUA